Messenger RNA from Musa acuminata subsp. malaccensis (wild Malaysian banana), 1316 nucleotides. RefSeq lists its product as uncharacterized. Lineage: Eukaryota; Viridiplantae; Streptophyta; Magnoliopsida; Zingiberales; Musaceae. Gene Ontology annotation, molecular function: protein binding. The record is from RefSeq and is a predicted model, not a curated record.
CGCAUUCCUCCUAUUCUUCCUCCUCUCCUCAUACUUCCCUCUAUAAUCCUUCCACUUCCCCUGCUCUCUCUCCCCCUUCCCCGCAUCCCCCUUGCGACAUGAGAUGAAGCCCACCUUCUCCUCCCUCACCUCGACCUUUCGUCUCCCCAACUCCUUUCCUGGAGUUCCCUACUUCUCCCUCAAGCGUCCGGCUGCUGCUCCACGAAGAGCCCCCGGCUUACGUGUCUGCGGCUCAUGCAGCGGACGGCCCAGGGAGAGUCCACGUAUUGGCGACCCUGAACCCCCAUGGCUCCUCCACCCUCCCGGCGCGGCGCCCAAGCAUCCUUCCUCCGGCGAUGCGCCGCUCGUCGGCUUCCGAAUCAAGGGUUCCGCUGUCGGCAUCCCCUUCUCCCUCCGCCUCGUGCAGCUGAAGAAGAAGAGGAUGAACUCCCGCCGCCCGCGGGCGCCUCCCGAUACCGACCUGGGCGACAUCGGGAGCGCCGUGUGGUCGCUGGCUUACGCCAUGGAGGAGAUCCAGAGGUCGGUUCUCUCCAGCGAUUACGAUGGCGAAACCCGCGCUGGCGCUCCGAAGGACGCCGCCGAGUCCCUCGUCUGGCUCUUCCAGAACGUCUUCUGCACCUCGCCUGAUCUCGUCGUCAGGCUUCUCGUUCUCCUGUCCGAGUUCUUGGCCGCUUCCAGCAAGAGGGAGAUUCCAGAUGCCAUCGUAUUCGAUACGGCGGAGGCUGCGGCUUCCAGGUGCUGGUUCGACGUCGGAAUCCUCGACGAAGACGAAGAAGCUAGAAGUUAUGACGGUGGACGUCCCGACUUCAAGCGGCGGCGCGCGGCUUACGAGAACAUGAUCUCAUCCGGGCUGACGACCUCUUUGAUCCUGUCCAACUACGCGCAGCUCCUGUACCAGUACGAGAAGGAUCUCGACAGGGCGGAGUACUUCUUCAGAUGGGCGGUGAUGCAGGAGCCCGCGGACGCGGAGGCGAUGAGCAGAUACGCUUUCUUCCUGUGGCGCGGGCGGGGCGACCUCGAGGCCUCGGAGGAGAUGUUCCUGGAGGCAUUGCAGGCGGACCCUGAGAGCCAACACCAUGGGGGAAGCUAUGCACUGUUCCUGUGGAGCACCGGUGGACUGGGGACUUGCUAUCCCCUCGGAGAUGGUGGUGAUGCAGAUGGUGAAGAACCGUGACUCUAAUCUCAGCAUCACUGAGGUUACGAGGUUGUCACGACCCAGCACAGACUCAUGUGUGGACCAUUUCCAACAAGGUUUUGAACCUUCCAUAUAUAUCUUACAGAUCUUGUUAUAUACAAUAUUUUACCGACACCCUCUG